Molecule: messenger RNA, 624 nt
Organism: Microthlaspi erraticum
Lineage: Eukaryota; Viridiplantae; Streptophyta; Magnoliopsida; Brassicales; Brassicaceae
Source: the annotation of a GenBank genome assembly
AUGUUCUCGGUCGAACGUGAAAUUUCGGCCGAGGGAAAGCGUUUGCUUCCCGGAUCGACCGGUACGGUCGGUCCGUUCCGUCAUUUGGCCGAGCGCGGCCUGUUCUUCCUGUUCGUGCGUGUGCGGACGACUUGUCACGCGAUAGUAUCGUCCGGCCGAGCACGGUCCAUUCUUCCCGGCUCGACCGGAGAAGAUGGAGACAGAGGCAUCCUUGAUCCUCCAAGUCUUUUCUCCUUGCACAAUGAGUAUCUGGAAAAAGUUGUAGAGUUCUUGUCAACUUUCUCCUUGAAUCCUUCUAGAUUCUCAUCAAUAAGCUCCUUUGGGAAUAGAAGCUUCAUGUUGCGGCCAGACCUAGGCUUUCUAUCCUUCCUUCUUGGCUUGGCCUCAUCUUCAAUCUUGGAUGAUCCCUUGGGCGGUUUUGGUGUAGGGGCCUUAGUCUUACUCCUUGCUUGUGGCAAGCUGCUUGGGCUUAGGAAUGGGAUCUUCCUUGAUUGUCUUCAGUUUCUUCUUUGGGGUGGCUUCAAAGUAGCUUUCUCCUCUUGGACCAUGUCAACAAAAGAGUUCUUUGUUGAACACAUAGGGAAGAACAUACCCUUGUUCACCUUGUUGAAAGAGAUUCUUUGA